This is a messenger RNA of Penicillium subrubescens, 354 nucleotides long. Its product is annotated as alpha/beta hydrolase. The record is from RefSeq and is a predicted model, not a curated record. NCBI's taxonomy places the organism in Eukaryota, Fungi, Ascomycota, Eurotiomycetes, Eurotiales, Aspergillaceae. The transcript has 2 exons. Bases 1 to 354 code for a protein of 117 amino acids. Gene Ontology annotation, molecular function: hydrolase activity.
AUGAUCAUGGGCAGUCGCUUCUGCAACCUCAACGGCAUAGUAGAAUCAGUCCUUGAACUCGAUAUCAUCUGUGUCGCUAUUGAGUACAGACUAGCCCCCUCUCAUCCCGACACAGCUAUCAUCGACGACUGCUACGCUGGUCUUCAAUGGACAUUCAAAAAUGCGGCGAAACUAGGAAUCGAUUCCUCCAAGACUGUAAUCACCGGACUCUCAACAGGCGCAGGCCUCGCCGCCGGCGUCGCCCUAGCCAGCGGCUAUUUUUCACCCAUGAUCGAUGACUAUAAAGACUCUGGCUCUGCACACGCACGCAUUCGACAGAGUCGGAAUCUGGGAUUGCAAAGCGAAUAUGGCUAG